AUGUCUGAGCCGAUCAGAAGCAAGAAGGCUGAGGUGACCGCACCAACCCCUCAGAACACGCCCGCAAACCAUGCCCCUAUUUCUUCACACGCCCAGCAACCUGGCAUCGCCAGCAUCAAAGAAGAGAACCUCGACCCAGCGACUGCCGCCUCAAUCUUCGCAAAGAACCCCGGGCUCGUUUCCAUGAUCCAGGGCAAGCUCGGAUCGAUCAUCGGACGCUCAUCUGGCUACAUCGAAUCUCUCCCGGCCUCUGUUCGUCGCCGUGUCGCGGGCCUCAAGGGCAUCCAAACCGAACAUGCCAAGCUCGAAGCCGCCUUCCAGGAAGAAGUCCUGCAGCUCGAGAAGAAGUACUUCGCCAAGUACACCCCGCUCUACCAGCGCCGUUCUGCCAUCGUCAACGGUUCUGCCGAACCUACCGAUGAGGAGGUCGAGGCCGGCAAGCGUGACGAGGACGAGGAGGAAGAUGAGAAGAAGGAGAAUGAGGCUAAGCAGCUUCCAGUUGAGUCCGAGGAGACACCUGCUAGUGGUAUCCCAGAGUUCUGGCUGUCCGCCAUGAAGAACCAGAUCUCCCUUGCCGAGCUUAUCACCGACCGAGACGAAGGUGCCCUCAAGGAGCUAACGGACAUUCGCAUGGAGUACCUUGACCGCCCUGGCUUCCGACUCAUCUUUGAAUUCGCCGAGAACGAGUUCUUCACCAACAAGACCAUUGCUAAGACUUAUUACUACCAAGAAGAGAACGGAUAUGGCGGUGACUUCAUCUACGACCAUGCGGAGGGUGAGAAGAUUGACUGGAAGGAGGGCAAGGAUCUCACUGUCCGGAUAGAGAGCAAGAAGCAGCGUAACAAGAACACCAAACAGACCCGCGUUGUCAAAGUUACUGUCCCCACAGAAUCUUUCUUCAACUUCUUCUCUCCCCCCAAACCCCCACAGGAAGAGGACGAUGACGUUGCAUCUGAUAUCGAGGAACGUCUUGAGCUCGACUACCAACUGGGUGAAGACAUCAAGGAGAAGCUCAUUCCCCGUGCUAUCGACUGGUUUACUGGUGAAGCCCUACGAUAUGAAGAAAUCGAGGAGAACUUCGAGGCCGACUUUGAGGAUGAUGACGAAGAUGACGACGAUGAGGACGACGACGAUGAGGAGGACGACAAGAGAGGAGACGAUGAUGAGGACUCUGAUGAAGGAGUAUGCUACCCCUUGACACUUCAGACAACGUGCCAUACUAACCCAGCUCUCCGAAUAGGACGACGGCUCAAAGCCCAAGAAGGAAGCUACUGA
Trichophyton benhamiae CBS 112371 is the source of this 1275-nucleotide messenger RNA. RefSeq lists its product as uncharacterized. Gene Ontology annotation, molecular function: histone binding; chromatin binding. The transcript has 4 exons. Gene Ontology annotation, cellular component: nucleus; chromatin. The record is from RefSeq and is a predicted model, not a curated record. The coding region runs from base 1 to 1275 and encodes 424 amino acids. Lineage: Eukaryota; Fungi; Ascomycota; Eurotiomycetes; Onygenales; Arthrodermataceae. Gene Ontology annotation, biological process: nucleosome assembly.